Messenger RNA from Alligator mississippiensis (American alligator), 3017 nucleotides. RefSeq names its product spindle and kinetochore associated complex subunit 2 (gene SKA2). The record is from RefSeq and is a predicted model, not a curated record. The transcript is spliced from 7 exons. Gene Ontology annotation, biological process: chromosome segregation; mitotic cell cycle; cell division. Gene Ontology annotation, cellular component: spindle microtubule; outer kinetochore. Bases 73 to 759 code for a protein of 228 amino acids. Gene Ontology annotation, molecular function: microtubule binding. NCBI's taxonomy places the organism in Eukaryota, Metazoa, Chordata, Crocodylia, Alligatoridae.
CCGCCCUGUAGCGAGGGGGGGGGGGGGGUGGGUCUCCCUUAGCCGCCGCCUGAGGAAUGUCAACUAUUCAACAUGGAGACGGCGGUUAACAAGCUGGAGACCAUGUUCCAGAAGGCAGAAUCUGACCUGGAUUAUAUUCAACACAAGCUGGAGUUUGAAAUAAUGAAAAACCUUCCUGAGGAUCCAGCAGCAGAGGAAAAUCCAGUGACUCUCUUAGAGGAACUCUCAGUGGUAAAGUCACAUUACAAAAUGUUGUGUGUGCAGCUGGACAAAAUUUCCAAAGAGCAAAGAGAGUCCAUGAAUUGUAUCCGUGCUGCUCUAGAAAACACUAUGAAGAUGGUGCAGGCACUACAACAACACACACAUCUCGAGCUUUUACCUUUGUCCGAAGAAGAACAGAGCGCAGCACAACAGUUAACAUGCCAAAUUGUUAAAGAAACAGAUCCACCAGUGGAAGAGCCUAUUUGUUCAGUGUCAACAGUUCCUAACCCCAGUGAAGAAUCACAGUUCAAACCACUGACUGAAGAAAUGCUUAUGGGUAUACCAAGGAGUAUUAGAAGUACUGUUAAAUUAGCAGACCUGAAUAGCUUUUACAGGGAACUAUAUAACCACUUUGUUGUACAUAAGAACAGAGCAGCGUUGAGUGUUGCACAGAUGAACAAGAUGAAUAUGAAAGCCACUGAUUCAAGGGUAAAAAUACUGAAAGAACUUUCAGUUGUGGAGAUUGACAAACAAGGAAAUGCCAAGUUAAUUGUUUAAGCCUCAAUCAUUUUGUUCUCGUAUUUAAUGCACAAGGACUUUGUGUCAAUGUUUGGAGUAUACAGGGGCAAAUAUUUCUCUGGUGUUGGUAAAAGUGAUAAAUUAAAUUUAUAAGGUACUCAGUUUGAAUAGUGUGUUUUAACUGCAUCAUGUUUGCCUAUUCAAGUUGUAUUCCUAGGUGGCUUUGAAAGUAAAUGAUCAAAAACUGUUUCAUUGUACUUACAUUCCUGAAUAAGUGAUGAGAAUUUUAGUAGACCAUGCUUUAUUACAUGCCUUCUGGUUUCUUAAAACCAUCUUUCAUGUCAGUGACCUGAUUUUUUUUUUUUUUUUAAAGCUACCAUUCUAGGAGGCCUUUUUGAAAUAUUUGGUAUAAACCUUUCCCUAAUAUUUUUACUCUUCGUGUUUGUAUUUGCUUUGUAAAUAUUAAUUUUCAAAUUUUAAGUCUUUUACUUUCAUCAUUCCUUGCUCUGGACCUUUGGUCAGUCCCACAGACUUUUCCUGUGUAGGCCUCUGUUGCAGCAGGAAACAAGCUGCACCUCCUGGACACUCCCAGGGUUGCUGGGCUUGGAUCCGCUGUGGGUCCCACUGAACUCUUUUUAGGCUCUGCUGAGUCUCAGUACUUUCCGUCAUGUCUCUGGCCUCUGGCACAUUUUCUGGAGAGACUCUUCAGCAGACCACUUUUGUGGAAGUGGUGCUCCACAGUGCAACUGCAGUAUCCCCAGGGGCAGAGUCCCCUGACUUCCUAGGAGCUUUAGUACACACGUUCCCAGAGUUUCAUUCUUGCAGGCAUUCUGAGCUAGAGUUGAAGAAGCCAGGCACAGACUUUGUUAAGGAUUUCUAAAGCACUCACUUUAAUGACAAACGUGCAAAUAUAAGAGAAACACCAAAUGUUGUGUGUGUGUAUGUAUAUAUAUUUUACCUUGGUUUCCUUACCACUGCUGAGUUUUCUGGGAUUUGGGUCCAUGUCAUUUCAGAAUUCCAAGUCCUCUCUGUUGGGCUUUCUUCACGCUUUUCUCCUCCAGAUACACUGAUCCCCUCUCAGUGUCCUUCUGUUGCAGCUGACCUGGUAGUCAAAAAAUCUGUUAUUCCUCUGGUUCUCCAGAAUCCAUCUUCAGCUUCUCAGACUUUGAGAUCUCUAAACAUCACACUUGCAGUGACAUUUGGUUUCUUUUUCCUCUUCUGGAGAUUUUUCUCCAAAACUGCCCUUUCUGCCAACCACUUGGAAUAACUGGAUUGCUUCAGGUCCGGCAUUCUCUCUCAGUGCACAUUGCCCUGUCAGACCCCAGCCAUUACAUGUUAACAAACCCCAUUGUAUAUUCUGUAGCAAUAUUCUAGGUGCAUGCAAUACGUGAGAGGUCUUGUCAGCCCAUGGCUGAUUUACAGCGUGGUAAGAGUUGGAGAUAUAUACAGAGUUCAUAAAAUCAAUUUAAACAAAUCAUAAAUUGUAUCUAGAAGGCAGUUGGGGUGCCCAAACUAUUACAGCUUCCCACUGCUUUCAGUGAGGGUAGCAAAGGAUUUGCAGGAUUGGACCCUCUGAUUUAAGCCCCUAACCCCCAAUUAAAUCGGUGUGAUUCUUCCAAAUGAUUAUAAUGGGAAUUGGAUUGAGCUCAUAUUCCAAUAUUAAGAGAUGAUUAAUUCUUGGCGUCUCUUAUAUGCUGCAUCAAAGUCACAGGACUGAGGCAUAAUUCCUUGAAACAUUCUAAGUGCCUGUAUCUCAUAGUCCAUGUGACAAGUCUUACAGUUUAAAUAUCAGACUUACUUAUUUUAAUGUUAUUAAAUGGAUGGAGUAUUUCAAAUAGCACAUUAUUUGUAAUUUGCAGAUUUUUUUUUAAGCUUCUUAAGGAAUGUUUGUGAGGUUUGUAAUGAAUAACGUAUGUUCACCAGCAUAUUCUAGACAUUUCACAAGAAUGCGGUACCGUUAAAAGUAGUAAGAUACAUACAGUAAGUUGUUAAAAUCUUCAUUAGAUUUGCUGAUGAAAAGCUCUUCAAAGGCAACGGUGGAAUUUACUUUUCUUUCUCUAGAGUUUGACACGCUGCAUAACUUAUUUGUGAAUAUAGUUUAGUUACAUAUUUGGAAAAUACGGUGUGUGCCUCUUUGGGCAUGUGAACUGGUAUUGUAGAAGGUGGGAUAAUUUUGAUUUUUUUUUUCAAUUUCUUACAUUUCCUUUAUGCAACCUUUUUCUUCAAGGAAUGUGUAUUGGUAAAAUAAACCAAAUGUAAGUGAAUCGGAGUUUCCAAUAAAGUGACUGUACGCUCCA